Molecule: messenger RNA, 5235 nt
Organism: Dalotia coriaria
Lineage: Eukaryota; Metazoa; Arthropoda; Insecta; Coleoptera; Staphylinidae
Gene: flfl
Product: serine/threonine-protein phosphatase 4 regulatory subunit 3 flfl
Exons: 5
Coding region: 394-2769 (791 amino acids)
Biological process (GO): DNA damage response; protein dephosphorylation
Cellular component (GO): protein phosphatase 4 complex; nucleoplasm
Molecular function (GO): protein phosphatase activator activity
Source: RefSeq, a predicted model, not a curated record
CGUUUAGCGUUGUUGUGAAUUCAAUAUGGCGGUAGCGAUUAGUGUUGUGUCCGCUAACAAUAAUAUAUCAAUGGACGGUUAAUAAAUUAGUAAAUAAUAUUUAUAGUCGCUAAUGUAAAUAUCAGUUUGGAAGUGCGUUUGCGUCCGAUGGACAUUCACAGUUCCCAGUUGAUGCUGAUCGAGUUACUGUGCGGCUAACGGCGUGUGCUGGGUAUCCGAGUAAAUUUUCGUGAGCGAAAUUUCGUCGCUCGCUAGUGACGAUCGUUUAGGAGCAAACUACCUUGGUGGCUGACGAAGUGAAAAAACUAAUUUUCAGACGAUCUUUCCUGAUAGUCAGGCAUGUGGGACAUAACCAUUUGUAGUUUAAUUGUAAAUUAAAAGAAUAUAAAUAAAAUGACGGACACAAGAAGAAGGGUGAAGCUAUAUGCGUUGAACGCAGAUAGGCAAUGGGACGAUCGUGGCACCGGUCAUGUGUCUUCAGCUUAUGUGGACAGACUAAAAGCAAUUUCAUUGCUGGUUCGAGCAGAGAGUGAUGGUUCUUUGUUGUUGGAGUCAAAAAUUCAACCAGACACAGCUUAUCAAAAGCAGCAAGACACAUUGAUUGUGUGGUCAGAAGGUGAUAAUUUUGACUUAGCUUUAAGCUUCCAAGAGAAGGCUGGUUGUGAUGAAAUCUGGGAGAAAAUCUGCCAAGUGCAAGGUAAAGAUCCCUCAGUUGAAAUCACACAGGAUAUCGUUGAAGAGUCCGAAGAUGAGCGGUUUGACGAUAUGUCCGACUCGGCGCCGCCGAUUGAAUUGCCCAGUUGCGAGCUCAGCCGGCUAGAAGACAUAAGUGAAUUGAUUAGUAAUUGCUUAAGUUCGCCAAUGCGCAAGGAAAAACUCGCUGCUGCCAUAGAGAGUGAAGGUUACAUUAAAAAAUUGUUAAAUUUAUUCCACAUGUGCGAAGAUCUGGAGAACUUUGACGGCCUGCAUCAUCUUUACGACAUAUUCAAAAACAUCUUCCUGUUGAAUAAGAACGCGCUUUUCGAAGUGAUGUUUGGUGACGACGUUAUCUUUGACGUGGUCGGUUGCCUAGAGUAUGACCCAUCCUGUCUGACGCGAAAGAAACAUCGCGAGUAUCUCAAGCAGCAAGCCAAAUUCAAGGAGGCCAUUCCCAUUCGCAACACCGAGCUGCUCUCAAAGAUUCACCAGACGUUCCGGGUGCAGUACAUCCAGGACGUUGUACUGCCGACGCCGUCCGUCUUUGAAGAUAACAUGCUAACGACGCUUAGCAGUUUCAUCUUCUUCAACAAGGUGGAGAUAGUGUCGCUUGUACAAGAGGACGAAAAGUUCCUUACAGAGCUAUUUCAAAUGCUCACUGAGCCGAACACAACUGAUGGUAAACGACGCGAUUUGGUGCUCUUCCUCAAAGAGUUCUGCAAUUAUUCGCAGAAUCUUCAGCCGCAGGCGAAGGAGACGUUUUAUAAGACGUUGACGAAUCUGGGAAUUCUUUCCGCGCUCGAAAUCACGCUCGCGAUGGACGACCAGAAAACAAAGACUGCUUCCAUUGAUAUUCUCACUUACAUCGUGGAAUAUUCACCUUCCUUUGUUAGAGAGUACACGCUACAGCAAGCCAACAAUACGGACGAGGACCAAAUUCUACUUAAUAUAGUUAUAGAACAAAUGAUUUGCGACACGGAUCCGGAACUGGGCGGCGCGGUGCAACUGAUGGGAGUGCUUAGGUUACUUCUGGAUCCGGAGAAUAUGCUCGCGCAGGUGAACAAAUCGGAGAAGACCGAUUUUCUUAAUUUCUUCUAUAAACACAGCGUUUUGAUCCUUAUAGACUUUUUCUGUUCAGAUCCUUUACUCAAGAACACGGCGCAUGGGGAGCCUCAGAAGGAAGACUACCAGACAGUACAACUGUUGGGUCUGAUUCUGGAGCUGCUCUCGUUUUGCGUUGAACAUCAUACGUACCACAUCAAAAACUGCAUCCUCAACAAGGAUCUGCUACGGCGUAUUCUUGUACUGAUGAAGUCUACGCACAAAUUUCUCGUGCUAUGCGCGCUGCGAUUCAUGCGCAAGCUAAUCGCGCUCAAGGACGAGUUCUACAAUCGUUACAUCAUCAAAGGCAACUUGUUUGCGCCCGUUGUCGAUGCUUUCGUGCGCAAUAACGGCCGCUACAAUCUGCUGGACUCGGCUAUCAUUGAAAUGUUUGAGUUUAUUAAACUGGAAGAUAUCAAGACACUGUGUUCGCACGUGGUUGAAAAUUACGGCAAGAGUCUGGACGACAUCGGCUACGUGCAGACGUUUAAGUCGCUCAAGUCGCGGUACGAUCAACACCAAGAUAAGCUGAAGGACAGGGAGCGCAAUGCACUUGAGGGGGUUCCCUCGAUAUUACGUAAUAGUAGGUAUAGGCGCGAUCAAAGACAAAUGGAGGAAGAGGAGGAGAUGUGGUUCAACGAAGAUGACGAUUUUGACGAUAACGAAACGAUAGUACCGGCAGGCACUACGGAUAUUUUGUCGAAAAAAAUUGACACAGAUCUGGAUAGUAUAGGCAAGAUAAUCGAGAAGAAGGUGGAGAAUAAUGGACCCAAAAUGAACAAUAAUUCCUCGCAAAAGUCGACUGUCCUGAACAAUAAUGCCAAUAGUGGGGCUCAACCACCUAGUAGUCCUGCACCAACUGAAAACAAGUCGGCUUUAUUCAAACGAAGUUUGGUUGAUUACGAAGGUGGCGAUUCGGACGAAGAAGAAGAUGAAAACAGCGAAGUGCCGAAGCGGCCGCGCCUCUCAUAGUACAUAGAAAAGUUGGACAUUUAGGUAAGUCUUUCGUAUAGAAGGACGCAGGAAACAUGCACAAGCCAACCAAACGAAAAUGGAUUUCAUUGACUACUAGUGGCGGAAAGAUCAGUGUCCCAGCCGCCACGUACUCGUAACAUAAAACCAAGUUCAAGAGUGAUCUCAACCUUACUAGUGUGCGAUUUCAUUUAUACAUAUGCAAAACUGUUGUGUGGUAUGAACGGUCAAUUAUAAAUCAGUGCGUAAACAAGCAGACGCGAAUGUUUUGAGAUUUAAGGACGUUCCGAGAAGACGAGAAGAAUGCCGGAUGUGCUUGUUCAUUUGUUUUGUAAGUACAUUUAACGACUGCACAACUCUCGUCCACACCAAUCAUAUUGUAUAUCUGAUUUAAUAGGCCACGCAAAUACACUUACAUACAUACACGCAUACACAUAUUGAGUGCAAAACUGCAGUAAACGAAGAAACAGUCUGGUUACAAAAAGUACUAAUCACAAAUGCGAACUAUUUUUCUAUCUUGCAGUAACCCCCAAAAUAUAUUUAUUAACUCUUUCACCUGUAAGUAUCUGUAUCGGAAGACUUACUGCAAGAUUGACGGCAACGUGUGUUAGCGCCUGACAAAUGGACACAGCCGCCUUAUAUUUCCAACUAAACUGGGACGACUUGCGCGCAUCUUACUGAGCGAUAAACGAUUGACUAAACGAGUGAGAUUAGGACGACGAACGAUUCUGGGUGACUUGUGUCUCGGGCGGGAAAUGGUUCAUCGCUGUCGUUGGCAAUGUCGCCCCCGCACCCAUUUGUAUAUAGUUCAUUGAUAUAUUUAAGUAAUGCGCGAGACCUCCAAUUGUCAGGCGACGCAAAUCCAUUUAUUUUUAUAAUUAGUUUACUUCUUUUAUUUACAAUCACCUAUUAGUUUUAAACGCUGCGAGUAAUGCAAGAGAACGCGUAAUUGAUUUAUUUUCUAAUGGUUUUCUUCUCGUGGAAAGCAUUAUGAUAUCUUUGAUUUACUACGAAGAGCGGCGGGGUCCUCAAAGGGACGCCGAGUGAAUUUACUUAUAGGCUAAGUAGUUAUAUAGAUAGGUUUUAGCUACGUUUAGUAUCAUAUAAAAAAUAAAAAAUAUAUCUAAUAAAAGUGCGUGUAGUGUCAAAAAAGUGCUUAGAUUGUGGGAUAAUGAAAAUUUGAAAAUCGAUGCAAAUUUUACAUCUUCGUACUGUUUGAAAAUAUGUGAAUAUUUCUGUGAUUAAAAUCACAACACAACCCUGACAUGGAAUAUCAGCAAUUGAUACCACUUGUAAUUUUAUUUAUUGAUUUUAUAAGUAAAUGAAUGAAUGGAUAAAGUAAUUAAACGUAAAUUGGAAGUAAUUUUAAACGCGUAGCAAAUUUGAACAGUAUGAAGCUGGCCGAAAUUCCGGAUGCAUUGAAGCCUUGCUUUAGUUUUCUUGUAAUAAUUGUGAUGAAUAAAAUGUGUUAUAAGUUACUUCUUAAGCCUGCUGCUUUUCGAAUCAAUUCACACACAAACGAAAUGAAGUUACUUGAUGAUGAUUUCCGAUUGUCUACCGAUUGCAAAUGUUUUUAUCUAUUUCCAAGCGAAAGACGGCAACCAAUUGAUUAAGAUGAUGUAAAUAGCAACCAUAUUAUUGUAAAGUACUAACUAAUUAACGAUCGCAGCUCUUGUCGCGCUCCUCCAGCACUAGAAACCCUGGAGGUGUGCAACGAUAGCCGUCGCAGAGAAAAAAAAAACUAUUAGCUUCUGAUCUGUUGACAAAAGGGAGAAAGAAAAAUACAAAAAUACAGUAAAAUGUAUACAAAUGAUGCUAAAACCGUAAGCAUACCGUAAUUAAUAAUCAAAUAAUGAGUGCAAUUUGUAUAUCUUUUACUUGUUUUAAUUUCACAAACAUAAACUUCCGAGUUUCCGAAAUGCACAAAUUGUACGAUUUCGUUGUGAGAGCGCGUACGCUAUCCGUCUGUAAUUGAAAUAAGCAAAAACAAGCACUACAUCAGCGGCGAAUCAUGCGCACGUCAACCUUUUUAUACAAACAAACAAAAUGGCAAAAAAAUACGGCAGCUUAUAUUUUUUAUACUACACCACAUGAUCGCAUAAACGACAGACAACCCAACAGCAAACGAUGGCAAGCAAUACACCAUCGAUCAUUCAUUUAAUUCGAUACUCUGACGCAACCACCGCCGAAGAAUUGACGCGUUUCACAACGACGCCCACUCAGAACUCGAUACGUGAACGAAAUGAAAAUGAAAAACUUCGACGACAAACAAGAAUCAUCUGUAAUUACUACCAGUAUACAGACAGAACUUUUUAAAAUAGCAACACACAAACAAAUGAAGAAAAGUAAAGACAAAUUUAAACAUGAAACAAAACUAAUAAGAGAUGAUUAAUGUUUUUAACAGAAUAAUGUAAAAUAAAAUUGUACUCGUUAUUAUAUUUAGGUAAUAAAUCUAAAAUAAAAUUA